AUGAGAAGCUGGGCAACGAACAGUGACGAGCUAAGACAACACUUGAAGGAGAAAGGGCUGUCGAACCAAGUCGUCGGCCUACUCUCCCCAGCGUUGGACGGACAACAAAAGAUGCUAGGAAUCCGGUGGGACACCGGAUCCGACUCCUUUCAAUUCGACCCAACAGCUAUAAUUCAAGCAGUAGAGGAAGUAGGGACCGAGAUCACAAAAAGGAAAAUUCUUAGCAUCUCAGCAAGGAUUUUCGAUCCAAUCGGAUUUUUAGCACCUAUUGUCCUUCUAUUAAAAAUUAUUUACCAGAAACUUUGGGAAAAGGAGAUAGGUUGGGACCAAACUGCUCCAGCCGAAAUUCAGAAAUCGUGGAAGAUGGUGAUGACGAGCCUAAUCGAUUUCACCCAAUUGAAAAUUCCACGCUGGAUCGGAUUGUCAGAAAUGAUCAUCUCCCAUGAACUUCACGUUUUCGGAGACGCAUCAGAAACAGCGUACGGAGCCGUAGCAUACGCAAGACUCCAAAGGAGACACGAAGAACCGUACGUCGUCCUACUAACAAGCAAGACCAGAGUUGCACCUCUACCCAAGAAAAAAGUAACUUUACCUCGGUUAGAAUUACUAAGCUCGCUUUUAGCCGUACGCCUAGGUGAAGUCGUCAAAACAGCAAUGCAAAUCCAUCAUUGGAGGACAAUUUACUGGUCGGACUCUUUAGUCUCACUAGGAUGGAUCAGAGGCGAACCAAACAAAUGGAAGCCAUUCGUUCGGAACCAAGUAGAAACGAUAAGAAAAUUCUCUCAGCCCGAGUGGUGGAGACACUGUCCAGGUCUCCAAAAUCCGGCCGAUCUUGCCUCGCGGGGAGCGCCAGCGCCAACGCUGGUAACUUCAACUCUAUGGUGGAACGGCCCGAUUUGGCUCAAAGAAGAUGAAUCGGAAUGGCCAGAUUCCCCCAACACCCUAAUUCCACAAACAAUUCAAUUCAAAAUUGAAUCGGAAGCAAGGAGUACGACGGUCAGCACGACAGCAGCCAUCACAGCUCCAACAACCACCAUCGAAUGGAAUUUGGACAGAAUAUCUACUUGGAAUCGACUAGUAAGAAGAACGGCAUGGAUCGCACGAUUCCUAAGAAGGAGUCAAGGGAUGUUAAGACCCCCUGGACAAGAAUUUAUGGAAUCAAUAAAGCAGGACAACCCAAUCCAACCCAAGGAGAAAAUCGCAUCUCUUCUCCCAAUCUGGGACCAAAGAGACAGACUCAUCCGUGUACAAGGAAGAGUAUCACUUGCUUUAAGGGAUCGAAAUAUCGAACCCCCAAUUCUGCUUCCUGCAAAACAUUUAGUAAUCUCCUUUCUAAUUACAGACAAACACGAGUCUUUACUACAUGCAGGAGUAAAAGGAACACUAUCGGAACUAAAGGAAAAGUUCUGGAUAGUGAAGGGACGGCAGCAAGUAAAAACCGAUUGGUUCGCUUGUGUUGAAUGCCAAAAACUAACGUCACCACCGUUCCAAGAACUAGCAGCCCCACUUCCGUUAAAUCGACUCCACCAGGCGCAAGCAUUCCAUAUUACAGGAGUGGAUUUCGCUGGACAUUUGUUUUACAAACCAGCCCCAUCCAGAAGGAAAGCGAAAGCCCUGACAUCAGUCCAGGAUCCGACUUCAACAGACGAUCCAAAUAAAGAGCCAGCUGAGGAGCUUCUCGCAGAAGAAGACGCUCCAAAUGAAGCUCCGCUCGCAGGCGAAGAAACGCCAACAGAAGAGGAUAUCGAAAUCCAAGAUAUUCCACCGACAACGACUAAAGCUAAGAAGACUAAUCAGCUCAAAAGUUAUGCUUGUCUUUUCACAUGUGCUGUCACUCGUGCGAUUCAUCUGGAACUGAUGCCGGACAUGACCGCACACUCCUUUCUAUUUGCUCUCCGCAAAUUUGCAGCUAGACGAGGACCUAUAUCGGUGAUGUAUUCCGACAACGCACAAACUUUCCGAUGUGUCGACUGA
Messenger RNA from Daphnia magna, 1974 nucleotides. RefSeq lists its product as uncharacterized. Lineage: Eukaryota; Metazoa; Arthropoda; Branchiopoda; Diplostraca; Daphniidae. Gene Ontology annotation, molecular function: nucleic acid binding. The transcript has 2 exons. Bases 1 to 1974 code for a protein of 657 amino acids. The record is from RefSeq and is a predicted model, not a curated record.